This is a messenger RNA of Phialemonium atrogriseum, 2383 nucleotides long. RefSeq names its product glycoside hydrolase. The transcript is spliced from 2 exons. Gene Ontology annotation, cellular component: plant-type cell wall. The coding region runs from base 1 to 2280 and encodes 759 amino acids. The record is from RefSeq and is a predicted model, not a curated record. Gene Ontology annotation, molecular function: xylan 1,4-beta-xylosidase activity; alpha-L-arabinofuranosidase activity. Gene Ontology annotation, biological process: xylan catabolic process; arabinan catabolic process. NCBI's taxonomy places the organism in Eukaryota, Fungi, Ascomycota, Sordariomycetes, Cephalothecales, Cephalothecaceae.
AUGGCGCAUUUCUCGGUCGGGUGUCUUCUCGUCGCAGCGUUGCUGGCGCCGGUCAGGGGCGGCGUGACUUAUCCAGACUGCGCCAAUGGCCCCUUAAAGUCCAAUCUGGUAUGUAAUACGUCGGCGGCCCCCGAUGCGCGGGCGACAGCCCUUGUGGCGGCCAUGAGCAACAACGAUAAGCUGGCAAACCUGGUCAACAACUCGCCAGGAUUCCAGGGACUCGGCAUGGCGGCAUACCAGUGGUGGAACGAGGCUCUCCACGGCGUGGCCCACAACCGAGGAAACACGUGGGGCGGCCAGUUCAACGCCGCGACGCAGUUCCCGCAAGCGAUCACGAGCGGGGCGGCCUUUGAUGACGACCUGAUCGAGCAGAUAGGCACCGCCAUCAGCACCGAGGCGCGGGCAUGGGCGAACAACGGGCGCUCGCACCUAGACUUCUGGACGCCCAACAUCAACCCGUUCCGCGAUCCGAGAUGGGGCAGGGGCCACGAGACCCCCGGCGAGGACGCCUUCAGAAACAGGAAAUUCGGCGAGGCAUACGUCCGGGGCAUGCAGGGGACAGAGACGACGCACCGGGUGAUCGCGACGUGCAAGCACUACGCAGCGUACGACCUUGAGGUCUCGGGCAGCACCACCCGGUUCAACUUCGACGCCAAGGUGUCCCUCCAAGACCUGGCAGAGUACUACCUGCCGCCAUUCGAGGGCUGCGCUCGGGAUGCAAAGGCAGGGUCAAUCAUGUGCUCCUACAAUGCCGUUAACGGGGUGCCGGCCUGCGCGAACUCUUACCUCAUGGAAACGAUCCUGCGCAAGCACUGGAACUGGACCGACGAUAACCAGUACAUUGUGACCGACUGCGACGCCGUCUACUACCUCGGCAACGCAAAUGGCGGCCACCGCUACAAGUCCAGCUACGCGCAAGCCAUCGGCGCUGCGUUCGAGGCCGGCAGCGACAACAUCUGCUGGGCGAGCGGGGGCACGGCUCCGGACCCGGCAUCGGCGUUUAGCCAGAAGCAGUUCAGCCAGGCGACGCUUGACAAGAUGAUGGUCCGGCAAUACCAAGGACUGAUCAGGGCGGGGUACUUCGACGGGCCGAAUGGGAAGUACCGCAACCUCGGGGUCUCGAAUAUCAACACAGCCAGCUCCAAGGAUCUCGCGCUCCGGGCGGCCCAGGAGGGUAUCGUGCUGCUCAAGAACGACGGCGUGCUCCCGAUCGACGUGUCGGGCUCGAAGCCCUCCAUGGCCAUGAUCGGGUUCUGGGCCAACAAGGCGGACAAGAUGCUCGGUGGGUACAGCGGAGACCCGCCCUUCAACCACGACCCGGUCACGGCCGCGAAGCAGCUGGGCAUCACCGUCAACUACGUCGACGGGCCUCUUGCCCAGGGAUCCGCCGACACAUCACAGGCCGUAUCCGCCGCCCAGAAGUCAGACGUCAUCAUCUACUUUGGCGGGAUCGACAACACCGUCGAGAAGGAGAGCACCGACCGGACAUCGAUUUCCUGGCCGGGCGGGCAGCUAUCCAUGAUCCAGAAGCUGGCCGGGCUGGGCAAGCCUGUCAUCGUAGUCAAGCUAGGGACGCACGUCGACGACACGCCGCUGCUAAGCCUGCCCAACAUCAAGGCCAUCCUCUGGGCCGGGUACCCAGGCCAGGACGGUGGCACGGCAGUCAUGAACAUCAUCACGGGCGCGGCAGCGCCGGCGGGACGCCUGACGGCAACCAUGUACCCAACGGCGUAUGCCAACCAGGCGCCCAUGACCAACAUGAACCUGCGGCCGUCGGGCUCGUACCCGGGCCGCACCUACCGCUGGUACAAGGAUGCCGUGUUCCCGUUUGGGCACGGCCUCCACUACACCAACUUCACGGUAACCCCAGGCUCCUUCCCGGCGACCUUCUCCAUCCAGGACCUGCUCGCCUCGUGCAGCCAGACGACGUACCUCGACCUGUGCCCCUUCAAGCCCCUGCCCAUAACCGUGUCCAACACGGGGGCGCGCGCAUCCGACUACGUCGCGCUCGGGUUCGUCGCGGGGAGCUUUGGCCCGUCUCCCGCGCCGAUCAAGACGCUGGCCGCGUACAAGCGGGUGUCCAACGUGAGGGCGGGGGAAAGUCAGGAGGUGUCGCUGGCGUGGACUCUGGGAAACCUGGCGCGCGUGGACGCGGGCGGGAACAGGGUGCUGUAUCCCGGUACGUACGAGGUGCUGCUUGACCAGCCCACGGCGGCGAACGUCACGUUUACGCUUACGGGGACUGAGGCGACGCUGGAUAAGUGGCCGCAGCCGUCGUAGGAUGGAAGCCAUUGGUUGUACGUAAGCUAGGGUCAUGUUAAUGGGCGUCAGUGGGCGUGGAAUUGACUGUAUUGAAGCUGAAAUGGGGAGAAAUGGGGACAAA